AUGUCUUCGCUACGCCAGCAGCAUUCGAUUAUUGAAGAAAAAGAUGAUAAGUGGCCUACAGGGGAUCAAAAUAUUGUUCGCUAUUUGAUCAAGAAACAAAAAUUUGAUGGUUUAUGGGAUAUCGAUGCCGAAAAUAUAGAACAUUUGACUGGAAAACCACUGUCAAACUUCUCAUCAUUUAAUAACCAGUCAACACUUAUUUCGGCUAUUGUCUUUGUCGUAUUUGAGAGACGUUUCGCUACAAUGUCAGCAAUGUGGCAUGGUGUAGCACAAAAAGCUCGUAAACGUCUUCUUGAUUUACUUGGCAAAGAUGCCAAACAACUCGAAUCAUUACUGGAGGACAUUCGUCAACAACUUUGA
Rotaria sp. Silwood2 is the source of this 360-nucleotide messenger RNA. The record is from the annotation of a GenBank genome assembly. Lineage: Eukaryota; Metazoa; Rotifera; Eurotatoria; Philodinida; Philodinidae.